Messenger RNA from Musa acuminata subsp. malaccensis (wild Malaysian banana), 876 nucleotides. RefSeq lists its product as uncharacterized. NCBI's taxonomy places the organism in Eukaryota, Viridiplantae, Streptophyta, Magnoliopsida, Zingiberales, Musaceae. Gene Ontology annotation, cellular component: RNA polymerase III complex. Gene Ontology annotation, biological process: transcription by RNA polymerase III. The record is from RefSeq and is a predicted model, not a curated record.
CUUCCUCCCCCUGGGACUCUGCUGUUAUCAGCCCGCCGCUAGCUUCCUCUGCCCCCGCUCUCUGCUUCUCUCCAUCACAAUGAGUCGCCCUCCGAUGACACCGCAAAAGAGGCGACAACCUGACUCACAAACUCAACCUCCUGCUCUACCUGAAAGCGAGCGGAUUGUCUACGAACUGAUCAAAAGCAGAAAGAACAUGGGGAUUUGGAUAGCUGACAUAAAAAGAGAAGCCGGCAUCCAGAAUAUUAUUGUUACCAAGGCUCUCAAAUCUCUCCAGAGCAAGAACCUCAUAAAAGAUGUUGUUAAUGUUCACAAUAAGUCAAGAAAAACCUUCAUGGCUGUAGAGUUUGAACCAUCGAAGGAAGUAUCUGGGGGUUCAUGGUACUCAGAUGGAAGCCUUGAUACGGAGUUCAUUAAUAUUUUGAGGAUGAUGUGCUUGAAGCAUAUUGAAGACCUUAGGAUUGCAACUAUUGAAGAUAUCCAUAAGUGCAUUGCGGCCUCACGAAUAAUGAAGGUGGAAUGUACCAUGCAGCAGGUACUGGAGAUCGUUCGGGCAUUGGCUUUGGACAAGGAGAUCGAGGAAUUAAAGAGCACUGGAGUAGCUGAAUUCUCUAUGGUUCAAUCUGGAAAGAUUUGCUAUAGGCGCUCGAGAGGUAGACAAGGUCCCAGUGUUGGUCACUUAUCAUCGAUUCCUUGUGGAAUGUGUCCACGGAUAAGCGAGUGCACACCUGAGGGUGUUAUAUCACCAAACACCUGUGUGUAUUACAAACAAUGGCUCAAAUUGGAGUUCUAGAUUCAAACUGGUCGUUAGAGGUCUUUGUCUAUAAUGUCAUCCGAUACUUCGAUUAGGUGAUUUUCUUCCCCCUUUUCCCUUUG